AGCUAAUGAACAGGUGACCAGACACAAGGUAGAAUAUGAGCGUUGUCAUGGUAACACGAGCAUGAGCGCGGAUGACAGGAAAGAAGGAAGAGAACUGCAUUGAUACACUUCUAGCUGACCUAAAAACAACCAUUAGACUUGCUGGAAAUGAGGCGGAGAUCCAGAUUGCAGGCUCAGAAUCCUGCCCGGAACAGUAGAAUGAUGAGCCAAGGUUCCUUCUCAACCAUGAAUGGGAACAGAAAGUCAGCCGGGGCAGCAUUCGGGUCUAACAGGCUGGGUAACGAUAUGAUGAACACUUACAUAAUGACGAGGACUAUGAACAGUGUGGCCAAAGCUAAACAAGGUUACAUGGACGUAAAUAAGAGUCCCAUCAUGAACACUUCUCCUCGGUCUAGAGCUAGGAAGAUCAGCGAAGAUUUGGAAGACAAAGAUGAGGAAAUCCCUGAAGACGUGUUCAAGGGAUUGGUCCGGAAGAACGGUCCGGUAGAAGCCGGAAACGAAGUGGAAACAGCCGGGUCAGAUAGAGUGGGAUAUGUGAUGGAGAUUGUGACGACCCCUCCCACUCCCUGUACGGUGAAUCCUCCUGCUAACGACAACCUCAUGAUGGCUAACCACCUCGCCAAACAAAACCACGUUACUAACCACUCCUUGGGCUGCUCCCUGCAACAACUUAGGUCAAACCACUCGUCACCAGAGCAACAGUCUCCCCCACACUCCCCACCUCCCCGUCUAACCGCCUCUUCCAACCACCACACCCUCCCCACUAACCACUCUACUAACCACCCCACUAACCACCCCACUAACCACUCUACUAACCACUCUACUCAACAUUCUACCAAACACUCUACAAAACAUCGGGAGGACAACAGAAGAACCUCCAGAUCAAGGCACUCCGAAUCUCAGAGUAUUUCCUCGCAAUGUGAGUCCCACUUGUCUUGUGAGAGUAUUGGGUACGACUCGGACAGUUCGCUCGAGUCCGGGACUCUCAAACCUCGCUCCUCUCGUCCUGCCUUCAUUCAGCCUAUUAACAUGCAACUCCAUCAGUCAAGUAACAGAGUAAGAGACAACGGAGAUGCCUCCAAGCCCCGCAGUAACGGUACUGUACCUGGAGUUGGUAAGAGUAACGGUACUGUACCGUGUGGGCGCCCCUCCAUACUUAGAAAAUCAACAGAGAAGGAUGGUACAGCUUCAGAGACUACUUCAGGAGUGUCCUCUCAAGACAUGAAGAUCAGGUUCGUAACGUCAGAUUCAGAGACACAGACGGAGAAAGACCCCUCCUCAGACAGGAGUCAGACAAACCUGCUGGAGACGACAGCUCCUGAUCAACUCCAAACAGAACCUAAUCAGACCAUCUUCCAUCUAGACAAGUACACCCACCUCACUAAGAGGAAGAGGAGUAAAGGCAUACCAAACGUGUGUAAAUGGUUCGGAAUGUCAGCAGUGGAGCACCUCAUACAAAACUCAGUAAACAUGAGUAGUUGGGUCUGGGCUCAGAACAACACGUCAGCUUGUAACUCUACCUCGGGCAGCAGCACUACUCUCAUGAAGACCUGCAACCCUACUCCUAGGACUGACAGAGAAAGUCCCCCCUCGCCUCCUGCCCCCAGUGCCCCUUUAAUGUUCCCCCCUGUCAGAGAGUGGGAUUCAGAGAAGAGUCUCUUUGAGGCAAUGAGUGAUAUCGGAGAGCACCUUCUAGAAGGUCUUAGUCCACCUUCCUCCAGGAGAGGCUCACGACGAGGCUCGCAGAUUUCUCUAGUGGACCUUAUCUCCCCUGCCCCUGAUAAUAAAAAAAAAUCAAAGAGUGGGAAAAGACUAGGAGUUCCUACAAAAUCAGACCUUGCUAACGUUAAGAACUCAAUAAUAGCGCGGUGCAGGUCUCCUAGUAACCAUGGUAACGUCAUGACUCCUCGAACCGUAAAGAAGAAUAUCUCUAAUGGUCACGUGACUUCUAAAUCUGACAAGAAGAACGUCACUAGUAACCAUGGUAACGUCAUGACAUCAACUCUAUCAAACCUGUCUAACUCCUCUGAUAGAUCUAAAGAAGAGGAGGAGGAAAAGAAGAAGGAGGAAGAUAAAAACGCUGCCGCCAAGAAUGCUACUCUUCUUGAGCUUCUAGACGAGGACGGGUUUGGAGAUGAGAACAAUUGUGAAGAGAAGAAGAAGUCGCAACGAGGAAAGAAGAGUGGAGGAGGAGGAGGAGGUCGGUACAGAGGUGGUAAUGCUAUGAUGAAGUGUGCAGUUUUAGAUGAGGUUGUGAAACAAACAAGAGCUGAGGAAGAGGCAGUGUCAGAGGACCUCACAAGAAACGGACGAAUGGAAAACCACCACGGCUGGAGGAACGCCUUCCGGUCCGAGAUGCGAACCAAAGCCUUUCAAGAUAGCCACUUUGAGGACGUAGCACAGGAUCUCGAGAAGUUUAAGAUAAGAUGAACUGGAGUGUGAAAAUGACAGCUAGUUGCUAUAGCAACAAUUAUGAUGAUGAAUGACUGCUACGCACUGCUUAUAUCGCUCAAAUUGCUCUGAUAAUUUGUUUUAAAAACUAAAACUCGAAGAACUGAACUUUUGUAAAUUUUAACUAAGGUGUUCACAUUAGAUACUGAUAAGAUGCUGAUUAAAUGGAUGACGCCAUUGUUUGAUUAUGACGUCAUUAUUUGAUCAUGACGUCAUCAAUUGCUAAUGGGAAUGCGGCUGAGAGUUUUCUUGCUGGGCAGUUGCUGAAAGUGUUAUUUUAACAUGCGAACUAAGACCAUUGCAGAACACCGAUAAGAUAGAGGAGCUGAAGGCUGAGAAAGUGGUUUCAAAGUGGCGGGGCAAAGUGGAAGAGAAGGAGAGUCACAAGGAGCUCUCUAAAAACAGAUCUGACCAGCCCCCCAAACUUGUGAGAGCGAAUAAAAGUAGCAGUAACCUUGGCAACCGUCCUAGUAGCACCAGUUCAGAAGGAGCCGCUAAGAAGUGGCUCUCUAAAAGCAAAACACGGCAGUUACCUAGGCAACCACCCUCCAGUGCCUCCUCUAAGUGGGCUACUGCUAAAAGCAGAACAAUGGCGGUUAACAGACUUACCAGCGCCCCUAAACAGACGGGCCCAGGGAAACAUGCCCCGGGCUCAGGGAAACCUGCCCCGCUAAAUACCAGGGGUAACUUGGCACAGAAGUCUGGUUCCUUGGUCAGAUCCAAUUCAAUCGCUAGCAAGGCCAGUUCUAUCCAGUCUAACAAACCAAGUUCUCUCCAAAUCAAGUCCUCUCUCCCGUCCUCUAACGUCCCUUCAAAACCUGGUCCCCGAUCUAACUGGCAGAAAGCUGCCGUCAAGACCAAAUCAGUCUCUAACUUCAGUAAACCUACAAGUUCUGCUGUCGGGGCGAAGAAACCGUACGUUCCGCAUAAACCACCAGCUAAGUCUGGCAUGGGAGCAAAACCUGGGAUCGGGGGAGCCGGCAAAAAGGGCCCUGCCAAAUUUGGGGGUGGGAAAAUGGGCGGCAAGUUCUUCUGAAGAAUCAUUACUCGUUACUUGGUGACGGACCAUUCACCUGGAGUCGUUGUCAUGGCAACCUGCCACCUGAUGGGCUAUUUUUAUAUUUUGGUCAUUUUUGAUCUAUUUUAUAUGAUGUUUAAGCUUAACAAGGUUUUGGUUUCAACUUUCCUGUGAGAUUUAGCAUGACAAAACCACCAGUUCAGUAUUGGUCUUUUCCGGAGUAGUAUGAAAUAAAAUUUACAAUGCACGCUCCCCCUUACAGGAUAUCCUAAAUCAUGAGUUUUAUUGUGGUAAAAUAUAUUCGCCCACUUGGUUUAUAGAUAAUAUCAUUUCUGAAUGUUGAUUUUUUGAGGCAUCUCACCCGGGCUGUCCGCGUUUUAACUUAAAUGUUAAAACUUGUUAAAAUUAUUGUUACUAUGACAACUACAUCGGUAACCAUGCCACUAUUGUUUUAUAUUGAUUAUCGUACAAUGUACAAGUCUGUACAAAUUUGAUUUUACACUAAAAGUGAGAUAAUGGAGUGUUGAACGACGGAUAUCCAUAUUUACAAUUUAUGAUUUAAAUGUAAAUAUCGAAAAUCACUUUGAUGUAAUUUAUUCGAAAUGGUCCAA
Molecule: messenger RNA, 4080 nt
Organism: Bolinopsis microptera
Lineage: Eukaryota; Metazoa; Ctenophora; Tentaculata; Lobata; Bolinopsidae
Exons: 15
Coding region: 148-2430 (760 amino acids)
Source: RefSeq, a predicted model, not a curated record